CAGAAUAGAAUAGAAGUACACAGACUUAAUAAUUCACAAAUAAUUCACACGUUUAUUCGAAGUUACGUAAUUAUCGAUAGGCAAUAUAUAUCGAAAUAAAUCCAGCAAAUCACGAGCACUGCUCAAUCUGUUUUAUCGAUACUUUCUUUGUAGCGAAAUAGAGGGCGACUAUCUUUAUGGUUUAUGCGCCAUCUUUUUUCAGCUUGUGCGUUAUUUUGACAAGUUAGGUUAUAUACUGUUACACGUGAUAUUCUGAGUAAUAAUUCUAUGAUAUUCUGAAUAAUAAUUCUUUGUAUUAAAAUGGACGCAUAUGAUAUUUUUAAGAAACUAGCUGUUGGAUCGAAAUUCAACAUGCACCGCUUUCAAUCAGAUGCAAAAAAAUUUAAGUUAAUUAAUAAGCAAAUUCAAAAUAUACCUAAAAUCGAUGAAGUAGAAACAAAUGGAUUUGCCAAUGUUUGUGCCAAAACAUCUCUUAAAAGAAAAUAUGAGGAAGAUGAAGAAGAAAGGAAGAUUGAUACAUUAACAUUAAUUGAAGGAAUGUCUGUUCCUGUAGAUGGAAGUAAAGUAAAAACCAAAAUGAAUAAAAAUUCUAUUACAGAAGCUAAAAAAAUUAAAUUGGAACGUGAACAGAUCAACCAAUUUCGUAAUCAGCAUCAUAUAUCAGUCACUGGUAGUCAUGUACCCAAAUCUAUAGCUACGUUUGAUGAAUUAUUAACGGAAUAUCAAGUAUCUAAAAAAUUGUUAGAUAAUAUGAAAGAAUGUGGUUACGAAGAACCAACACCUAUCCAAAUGCAGGCAAUACCUGUCUUAUUGCAGAACAGGCAAUUAUUGGCUUGUGCCCCAACAGGCUCAGGAAAAACUGCAGCUUUUUUAUUACCAAUCAUUCAUCAUUUGAAUGGUCCACAAAAACAGGGCUUUCGAGCUAUUAUUUUAAGUCCCACUAGAGAAUUAGCUAAACAAACAUAUAGAGAAUGUUUACGGCUUAGUGAAAAUUAUGGCUUUAGAAUACAUAUUAUAAGUAAAAUUAAUCAAGCACUUUCCAAAUAUGGCCCUAAAAGUUCACAAAAGUUUGAUAUAUUAAUUACUACACCAAAAAGAUUAGUAUUUUUAUUGAAACAGGAACCACCUGCCAUUUCCUUAGCUAACGUACAAUGGUUAAUAGUAGAUGAAGCUGAUAAGCUUUUUGAAGAUGGAAUGCGAGGCUUCAGAGAUCAGUUAGAAGAAAUUUCAACAGCAUGUACAAAUUCUAAUUUACAUCGUGCAUUGUUUAGUGCAACGACUACACCUGUAGUAACAAAAUGGUGUCGCAAAAACCUCAAAGGUCUUAUUACUGUUACUGUCGGUCAAAGAAAUUCUGCUGUAAAUCUUAUAGAACAAGAAUUAUUAUUUGUUGGUAGUGAAAGAGGGAAACUUGUAGCGAUUAGAAAUAUUAUACUAAAGGGUAUUGCACCUCCGGUAUUAGUAUUUGUACAAAGCAAAGAAAGGGCACAAGAACUCUUUAGUGAACUCAUUUACGAUGGCAUAAAUGUUGAUGUUAUUCACGCAGAUAGAACUCAGACACAGCGAGAUAAUGUAGUACGUUGCUUUAGAGAAGGAAAAAUAUGGGUGUUAAUAUGUACAGAACUAAUGGGUAGAGGUAUUGACUUCAAAGGUGUAAACCUUGUAAUUAAUUAUGAUUUUCCACCAUCAACUAUUUCAUAUAUACAUAGAAUAGGUAGAACUGGUCGAGCUGGUCAUAAAGGAAAAGCAAUUACAUUUUUUACAGAACAGGAUACAACAAAUUUAAGAAGUAUUGCAACAGUUAUGCGUGCAUCAGGUUGUGAUGUUCCAGAAUAUAUGCUUGCUAUGAAAAAACAUAGUAAAAAAGAGAGGCGAAAACUUGAACGAACAGCUCCUGAACGGGAUACUAUAUUGACAGUACCGAAAUAUAAGCAACAUGUGAUAAAAAAGUUGAAUAAAAAAAAUCCUGUGAAUAUUAAAAAAACUACAAAAGAUACGCACUAAGUAUACCAAUCAGAGAUAUAUUAAAUAUCCAAUCACAAGGCAGCUUUGGCAUCUUAUUGGCUGGCCAUGGCAAAUAACCAGCAGUUUUAAAUACCCAAUAAUCAUAAGAAACUUUAGCUAUCAGACUUAUCAAUAAUAUCACUUCAGUAGCAAUUAUGUAAUAAAUAUAAUCAGUCCAAUCUCCAGGAUAGACACACAUUUUUGAUGGCUCUAAAUCAACCACCUUUUCUUUUACAUUUUCGCAUAAAACUUCAUCUGAAUCUAAUAUACGUGUUUGCAACCACACCUAAAUAUUAAAAUAUAAAAUUAAUAAUAAAAUACAUUA
Messenger RNA from Vespa velutina, 2329 nucleotides. It is a transcript of the gene ais, whose product is annotated as probable ATP-dependent RNA helicase DDX52. NCBI's taxonomy places the organism in Eukaryota, Metazoa, Arthropoda, Insecta, Hymenoptera, Vespidae. The record is from RefSeq and is a predicted model, not a curated record. Gene Ontology annotation, biological process: maturation of SSU-rRNA. Gene Ontology annotation, cellular component: 90S preribosome. The coding region runs from base 301 to 2004 and encodes 567 amino acids. The transcript has 12 exons. Gene Ontology annotation, molecular function: RNA helicase activity; nucleic acid binding; ATP binding.